ACUUGACAACUAAGAACGUUGAGUGUACUGUAUCAUUGUGUAUACUAUGUGGCAUUGUAGCUUCUACGCCACUAUAGUAUGUAUACAUGUCUGUAUAUGUCUUGCUGUGACAGUAGCGUGGUAGCGAUAGCUACGUCAAAUUACGUGACUCGCUAGUUUCGUUGUUUCGAAACAGAUUUUGAAUUUCUCAGUUGCUGUUAAUUUUUAUUGAACGUUUGGAAAGCAAUUGACAGCAUUGCAGGAUGGGUGUAAUUUUCUUGGAGCACAUCGGAGGCACCCGACUGUUUUCUUGCGCUGCCUGUGACACCAAUCUUACAAACAGAGGUCAGCUGAUAAGCACGCGUUUUACAGGCGCCACGGGUCGUGCUUUUCUAUUUAACAAAGUCGUCAACUUAAAUUACAGCGAGGUACAAGAUAGAGUGAUGUUGACGGGUCGUCACAUGGUCCGAGACGUCAGCUGCAAAAACUGUGAUGCUAAGCUUGGAUGGGUGUAUGAAUUUGCAACAGACGAUAAUCAACGAUACAAGGAAGGCCGCGUCAUCCUGGAGCGUGCUUUGGUCACAGAGAGUGAUGGAAUGGGGGACAAUAUUUAAUACUCUAUGACAAGUAGCAGGUCAUAGGAUAACAAAUAUGCUAUAGUCGCUGUGAAAACAAUUUCUCCCUUCCUUGUGUUCCUUUGUUACUUGAAGUAAGCUUUAAAAAUUGUUUCACUGGCAUACAAUAAUUUAUAUAUAUAGAUUGAAUGUUUUUGUAAACAUCAAAUGUGUUUUGUCUUAUGGUAUUACGUAUUUCUAAUGAUCUGCUGUUUUCUUUUUAAGUUAUUUUACGUUUAAACGUGUAUACCACGAUAAGUCUGAUUGUAAAUAAAGAGUGUGUCUACUGUU
Molecule: messenger RNA, 884 nt
Organism: Hylaeus anthracinus
Lineage: Eukaryota; Metazoa; Arthropoda; Insecta; Hymenoptera; Colletidae
Gene: Yippee
Product: protein yippee-like 5
Exons: 2
Coding region: 243-593 (116 amino acids)
Source: RefSeq, a predicted model, not a curated record